AUGAGAGCGAGGCAACACAUCCUGGGUUAUUCUUCAGCUACGGUCAGCAGCAUCCCCGGUGCUGCCUUCUGUCGCCUCCACACGGAUACUCCGUUCGGCUCUGUCGGGUCUCUGUCGCGGACGGCAACUAUGGCUGAUGGGGGAGAAGCCGGGGAAGAUGAAAUCCAGUUCCUACGAACCGACGACGAGGUUGUCCUGCAGUGUUCUGCCACAGUCCACAAGGAGCAGCAGAAGCUGUGUCUGGCAGCGGAGGGCUUCGGAAACAGACUCUGCUUCCUCGAGUCAACAUCCAACUCUAAGAAUGUCCCUCCAGACCUGUCCAUCUGUACGUUUGUCCUGGAGCAGUCCCUCUCAGUCCGGGCCCUGCAGGAGAUGCUGGCCAACACAGAGGAGAAGGCAGAAGGGAAAUUCAUGAUGAAGACGGCCCAGGGAGGGGGCCACCGCACCUUACUGUAUGGACACGCUGUUCUGCUACGACACUCCUACAGCGGCAUGUACCUCUGUUGCCUAGGUACCUCCCGAUCCUCAACCGACAAACUGGCGUUUGAUGUUGGACUGCAGGAAGACACAACAGGUAGGUCUCUUUCUCUUCUUCUUUCCCAACAGCCAUAGUAUAGCUAGU
Molecule: messenger RNA, 622 nt
Organism: Oncorhynchus tshawytscha (Chinook salmon)
Lineage: Eukaryota; Metazoa; Chordata; Actinopteri; Salmoniformes; Salmonidae
Product: ryanodine receptor 2-like
Exons: 6
Coding region: 1-612 (203 amino acids)
Biological process (GO): calcium ion transport
Cellular component (GO): Z disc; sarcoplasmic reticulum membrane; smooth endoplasmic reticulum
Molecular function (GO): ryanodine-sensitive calcium-release channel activity
Source: RefSeq, a predicted model, not a curated record